Pyricularia pennisetigena is the source of this 186-nucleotide messenger RNA. RefSeq lists its product as uncharacterized. NCBI's taxonomy places the organism in Eukaryota, Fungi, Ascomycota, Sordariomycetes, Magnaporthales, Pyriculariaceae. The transcript has 2 exons. The coding region runs from base 1 to 186 and encodes 61 amino acids. The record is from RefSeq and is a predicted model, not a curated record.
AUGGAGGACAGUCUCCGCAUUCUGGAGUCAACGUCGGCUCGGAAAGGCGCUCAGUAUGAUAAUGAUGCUAUCGCUCUUGCGGUAGAACUUGACGGCUUACCACUUGCCCUUUCCACGGCUGGUACCUAUUUGGCGCAGGUUGCGACGUCAUGGAAACAGUAUUUACAAAAUUACGAGACCGAAUAG